AUGAGUGCGCCGGGGAAGCAGGCGUCGCGAUGGGGUUCGUUUCUCCAGCAGGCCGUGGCGGGCGUCGAGUCCCGCUUGGACACCAUCCUGGCCGAGUCGGACGAUGAUCGCAGCGCGACGCCACCGGCAGCAACUGCCGCUGCUGCGACGGCGGCUGCCAGUCCAAAAGUGACGAGCUCUGACUCUCGAGCAUCGUCGACUAGCCGCGCAAAUGAUCGACUGCAAGCAAGGCUGGCCAAGGCCCUGGCUAACAAGAAUGCGCUUUCGCCGGCGAGUGCGUCGCCGCGCAGCUCCAUCGAUGCAGCUAGCCGAAGCUCCAUGGAGAGGCCCUCGAUAGAUCAAGACAAGCCUGAGGUUCCGUCAGAACAGAAGCCCACAUCCGAGGCCGAGUCGCCUCAAGCCGCCCCUGAUCCCACAGCUGCCACUACCUCUACUACCACGACGACGACGGAGACGACGACGACAAUACCAAUAACAAUAACAGACGACGAUGACACUGCUGCCAAGUCUCCUUUGGAGCCGGCUGUUGACAAAACAGAGGGUGCUCCGUCAGGGACAGAGGAGCAGCAGACGCUCAAAGAAGCACCUUCAAAAGUGGACGAGCACACGCCGACAAAGGUGGACGAGCACACGCCGACAAAAGUGGUCAAAGACGAAACUCCAACAGAUACCCCCGAUGCGGCAACAACCGUUGUAGAAAAUGCACUUGAUGCCGCCGAGUUGGCUCGCGAGCUCGAGGAAGCAAAAUUGCGACAUCGAGAGGAGAUUCAAGAGUACGUUGAACGGAUAGACUCUAUACAAUCCAAGCUCCAAUAUUUAUCUAAAAAUGCCGCCGAUUCCGCAAAGAAGGCUGCGUCGGCAGCCCCAUCUGGUAGCCAGGAAAAGAAGCUCGCGGAGAAGGAUGAGCGAAUCGCGCUACUGAUGGAAGAAGGCCAGAAACUGGCCGGAGCGGAGCAAAAAUAUCGAGCAGCAAUCAAGACUUUGCGGCUUCAAGUAGGGGAGCGUGACAAGCAGCUGGACGAAGCACGAAAAGCAAAGGACAAAAUGGCAUCGGAUAUUCAAGCGCUGCGCGACCGCUUGGACGGAGAUGAAGAGAAGGAAAAGCGCCGGCAGGAGGCCACCAAGGCUACUGCAGCUCUACGGAAGGAAAUUGACGCCUUAAAGAAGGACAAUGCCAGCAAAGACGCUACCAUUCGUCGACUUGAGCAGGAAGUAAAGUCAAAGGAGGAGCAAGGCCAGGUUGCCAAAGCGGAUGCUGUGAGCAAAGCGGUAACCGCAGAGCGAGUAAAACAAAAGGAACUCGAAGAUGCAAAUGAUGCUCUCCGAGCAGAAUUGGAAGCUCAGGGCGAAAAGGCCCGACUAGAUGCCAUAGAAGCGAGCGAGAAGCUUGAGCGUGCCAUCCAGCGUGGUAACACCGUCGAAGCCGAGCUACGGCUUGAGCUUCGGAGCAUGGAGGGCAAGCUAGAAGGCGUACGGGUGACGGCAGAAGAAGCUGCCUCCAGCACAGGAGGCGAGGCUCAAGCUAAGCUGUUCCGGCAGAUAGAGACGUUACAGUCACAGUAUACGUCAGCCAGACAAAAUUGGCAGGGCAUAGAGGCGUCCUUGAUGUCGAAAACGACCAGCUUGGAGAGUGAAAGAGACGAAGCACAGCGGCGGGAGUCUGAAAUGCGCAAGAAGGCCCGAGAUGCGGCCAAGCGUAGCAGAACUCUGGAAGAUGAGCUACAAGAUGCGCAGAUGCAGCUCGAAGCCUGUCGUGAAGAGCUUGCCGCUCUCCAAAAAUCCUCGAAAGCUACCGAGACGGCUCUCGAGCAAACCCGCACAGAUCUGGACAAGGAGAAGCAAGCUGCAAGCAGAGCCUUUUCGGCUGAGUCAGGACGACAGUGGAUCGAUGAAGUUGCGAAUACAGCAUCAUCACGAACCCAAAGCCGCCCAGAGUCGCCGUUACUCUCUGCCCCGCGAACAUUCAGCUCCGAAGCUGUUUCGUUAUCUGUUCCCAACCGCAUACGACGAUCUCCCACUCCUGUAAACAUACUAGAUAGUGCAGCAGAAGGAUUCAGUCCUCUUCGCCGACCCUCUGCGUAUCUACCGACUCGAACGGGAACAGGGCCACUGUCACUUACUGGAUCUGUUCCUCCAUCUCCGUUCUCUCCUCUGGAUCACCCGUUGGAAUCACCACCAACGAUACCUCCGUCGGUGGUAGAGAGGGAGAAUGGAAUCAGCGAUACAGCCCCUUCAUCGCCUCGCAAUCUGGCACAAGAUAUGAUUUCAGUGUCAACCGUGGCGGCGGGACCAUCUGUCCAAUUAGUGGAACGGAUGAGCGCCGCAAUACGUCGCCUGGAGGCAGAAAGGGUUGCCGCCAAGGAAGAGAUGGCAAGGGUCUGUAGCCAGAGAGAUGAAGCGAGAUCAGAUAUGGUGAGCCUGAUGAAGGAUUUGGAAGAGGCAAAGGCAGCGUCUGCAAGGGUGCCGGAUCUAGAAAAGGAAGUUGCCGACCUGGAUACGAGAUAUCAAACCACCUUGGAGUUAUUAGGAGAGAAGAGCGAGCUAGUUGAGGAGCUGAGAGCAGAUGUAGACGACGUUAAGACGAUGUAUCGGGAACUGGUAGAGCGAACUGUAAAGUAA
This is a messenger RNA of Trichoderma asperellum CBS 433.97, 2619 nucleotides long. RefSeq lists its product as uncharacterized. The record is from RefSeq and is a predicted model, not a curated record. Gene Ontology annotation, cellular component: endoplasmic reticulum; Golgi apparatus. Lineage: Eukaryota; Fungi; Ascomycota; Sordariomycetes; Hypocreales; Hypocreaceae.